GAUGAAGCAGGAAUUCCAGGUAUGCUAGUUGGAGUUUCUGUAGAUGGAAAGGAAGUCUGGUCAGAAGGUUUGGGUUAUGCUGAUGUAGAGAAUCGCGUAAUAUGUAAGCCAGAGACGAUCAUGCGAAUUGCUAGUAUUAGCAAGUGUCUUACAAUGAUGGCUGUUGCUAAAUUGUGGGAAGAGGGGAAACUGGAUUUAGAUGCUCCAGUACAGAAAUAUGUCCCUGAGUUUCCAGAAAAGGUCUACGAGGGUGAAAAGGUCGCUAUUACUACAAGACUCUUAGUUUCACAUUUGAGUGGGAUUCGUCACUAUGAAAAAGAUAUUAGAAAAGUAAAGGAAGAAAAGGAAAAGGCAAACAGAGCAUUUAAACUGACAAAACCCCAUCAGGAUAAAGAACAAAAAGAAAAAGAAGGCAAAGGGAUUGAAAAGACUGAUUCUGUCAAACCAAGGAAAGAACACGAAGGUGAGGUAAAAAGCCGAAAUUCAAAACUUGGCAGGAGAGACGCAGAAUUUGAGCAAGAGGAGUAUUAUUUGAAGGAAAAAUUUGAAAGCGUGAUUGAGUCACUGAAGAUAUUUAAAAAUGAUCCUUUAUUCUUUAAACCAGGUAGUCAGUUCUUGUAUUCAACAUAUGGCUUUACUCUUUUAAGCGCUGUUGUGGAGAGAGUUUCAGGACAAAAAUUUACAGAUUAUAUGCUAAAAAUGUUUCGUGAUUUGGAUAUGCUAUCAACUGUACUAGAUGACAAUGAAGCAAUGAUAUAUAACAGAGCAAGGUGUUAUGUUUACAACAAAAAGGGACGGCUGGUGAAUGCACCGUAUGUGGACAACUCUUACAAGUGGGCUGGUGGUGGCUUUCUGUCGUCGGUAGGUGACCUUCUGAAAUUUGGAAAUGCCUUGUUAUACAGUUAUCAAGCUGGACAAUUUCAAAACACUAACGGCAAGCUUCUUCCGGGGUACCUGAAACCAGACACAGUCGCAAUGAUGUGGACCCCAGUGGCAAAAACAGAAGUGUCAUGGGACAGGGAUGGUAAAUACGCAAUGGCUUGGGCUGUAGUAGAGAAAAAACAACAAUGUGGCUGUUGCAGACAGCAGAGACACUAUGCAUCUCAUACGGGUGGUGCAGUGGGGGCGAGUAGUGUCCUCCUCAUUCUUCCUGAAGAGCUGGACUCUGAAGCUAUAGACACUGGGCUAGUGGCACCACCUAGAGGAGUAAUUGUUAGCAUUAUCUGUAAUAUGCAAUCGGUUUCACUCAACAGCACUGCCUUAAAGAUUGCAAGGGAAUUUGAUAAAGAAAAACGGGCACAAUAUACAGAUUAAAAAAAAAAGGGAUACAUGUAACUGAACUCACUGUACUGAAACAUGAAAAACAAAUGGA
Phaethon lepturus (White-tailed tropicbird) is the source of this 1372-nucleotide messenger RNA. RefSeq names its product lactamase, beta (gene LACTB). NCBI's taxonomy places the organism in Eukaryota, Metazoa, Chordata, Aves, Phaethontiformes, Phaethontidae. The transcript is spliced from 5 exons. The record is from RefSeq and is a predicted model, not a curated record. The annotation marks the transcript as partial.